Acanthisitta chloris (rifleman) is the source of this 1163-nucleotide messenger RNA. RefSeq names its product striatin-interacting protein 1-like. NCBI's taxonomy places the organism in Eukaryota, Metazoa, Chordata, Aves, Passeriformes, Acanthisittidae. The transcript has 10 exons. The annotation marks the transcript as partial. The record is from RefSeq and is a predicted model, not a curated record. Gene Ontology annotation, biological process: cytoskeleton organization. Gene Ontology annotation, cellular component: cytosol.
UGCGGGACAAGAAGUGGCUGGAGCUGGAGAGGAAACAGCACCGUACCCAUGCCAUGAGGCUGCUGGAUGGGCUGGAGGUCACUGCCAGGGAGAAGAGGCUCAAGGUGGCCAGAGCCAUCCUCUAUGUGGCCCAAGGCACGUUUGGGGAAUGCAGCUCCGAGGCUGAGGUCCAAGCUUGGAUGAGGUACAACAUCUUCCUUCUCCUGGAAGUUGGAACCUUCAACGCUCUGGUGGAGCUGCUCAACAUGGAAAUUGACAACAGUGCAGCCUGCUCCAGUGCCGUGAGGAAACCUGCCAUCUCCCUGGCUGACAGCACGGACCUCAGGGUGCUACUGAACAUCAUGUACCUGAUGGUGGAGACGGUGAGGCAGGAGGCUGAGGGAGACAAACCCGAGUGGAAGAGCAUGAGGCAAACGUUCCGCGCGGAGCUGGGAGCUCCCCUGUACAACAACGAGCCCUUCUCCGUCAUGCUCUUUGGGAUGGUGACCAAGUUCUGCAGUGGCCACGCUCCACACUUCCCCAUGAAGAAGGUGCUGCUGUUGCUCUGGAAGACUGUGCUGUGCACCCUGGGAGGGUUUGAGGAGCUGCAGAGCAUGAAGGCAGAGAAGAGGGAGAUCCUGGGCCUCCCACCCCUCCCUGAGGACAGCAUCAAGGUGAUCCGGAACAUGCGCGCGGCGUCUCCUCCGGCGUCGGCCUCCGACCUCAUCGAGCAGCAGCAGAAACGCGGCCGAAGGGAGCACAAGGCCCUCAUUAAGCAGGACAACCUUGAUGCCUUCAACGAGAGGGACCCAUACAAAGCUGAUGAUUCCCGUGAGGAAGAGGAGGAGAAUGAUGAUGACAACAGCCUGGAGGGAGAGACCUUCCCUCUGGAACGGGAUGAAGUGAUGCCUCCCCCCAUCCAACAUCCCCCCAGCGACCGCAUCACCUGCCCCAAGGGGCUGCCCUGGGCCCCCAAGGUCAGAGAGAAGGACAUUGAGAUGUUCCUGGAGUCCAGUCGCAGCAAGUUCAUUGGCUACACCCUGGGCAGUGACACCAACACCGUGGUGGGACUGCCCAGGCCCAUCCAUGAGAGCAUUCGCACCCUGAAGCUGCACAAGUACACAUCCAUUGCUGAGGUCCAGGUGCACAUGGAAGAGGAAUUCCUGCGCUCCCCCCUGUCUGGA